Messenger RNA from Nematolebias whitei (Rio pearlfish), 474 nucleotides. RefSeq names its product leptin b (gene lepb). The coding region runs from base 1 to 474 and encodes 157 amino acids. NCBI's taxonomy places the organism in Eukaryota, Metazoa, Chordata, Actinopteri, Cyprinodontiformes, Rivulidae. The record is from RefSeq and is a predicted model, not a curated record. The transcript is spliced from 2 exons.
AUGCACUUCCCUUUGGCACUUUUAUAUGCAUCGCUUAUGAUGGCGCCUGAGUGCACAAGUCUUCCAACAAUGGAUGAAUCCAUCGAAAAAAACAUUCACAGCAUCCUAAACAUCGUCAAAAUGACUCUUGUUCACAUUAAACUAAAGACCAAGUGGCAGGUGCUGUCACAGGUAGAGGUGAACUCUCCAACCAUUGACGGACUGACAGGCGUCAGUAAUGACCUGGGACUUUUAGAUGAGGAGCUGCAGAGCCUGUCCACAGAGGUCCUGAGCCAGAUCCAGGCGGACAUCUCCUGCUUGGAAGGACGAGUGCGCUCGCUCGCCUUAAUGAUGGACUGUCCCAUUCGGAACAAGCCCGGCGCACAGGCCAGGGAGCAUUUGUUUCCAAUCAGUCAACACUACGAGAUGCUGGCAAAGGUGCAGCACUACCUGGAGAACCUCCAUCUGAACAAGGACAAACUGAUGGUCUGUUGA